Staurois parvus is the source of this 353-nucleotide messenger RNA. The record is from the annotation of a GenBank genome assembly. NCBI's taxonomy places the organism in Eukaryota, Metazoa, Chordata, Amphibia, Anura, Ranidae.
CCUCAUUUCAGUCUGCAGGUGGAGAUAUGCAUGCUGUCAGGGACUUUCUCCAAGACGCGAUGGUGUCACAGAACUCAUUUACCAUCUACCGGUCGGUGGAAGAGGACGAGGCCGAGCUGCAUGUAGAGGACACCCCUGGGGCCAUGAGGAAGCCGGUUUCGAGGACCUCCAAGCUCUGGGACCUCCCAACGUGGCAGAAAAUCGCCAUCGCCGUCAUCGUCACGGCAAGCAUCGCUUUUAUCCUGGGAUUCCUGGCCACACGCAGACCAUGUGCCGCAUGCGUGACUGACGGAGACCAGAAUGAAGAGAUACCUGAAGACUUCCUGGAGCAGGAAACACUGACAAUGGAUUGG